AUGUCUGUGGCACGCCAUUCUCUGGGUGCCUCCGCGUCCGGGGCUGGGUCUAUGAACUCUACGACUCUGGCUGGUGCUUCGGCAGCAGUAGCUACGAUGCUCAAUGAGAUCGAAGACUUUAGCGAUUCAGAUCUUUUCGAGGACGCUGCCCGUAUCAUUCAAAUUGCUGCUCUCUGCUCCAAAGCGGUCUACAAGAAGGAUCCGGGCCAUGUUGUCCCCCAACUCCUGGACUAUGCCGUUAAAGACAGACACUGGAUAGAGCCCACCAGAGACGGCUCAGGGAAGGCCGCCGCUCUUUUUGAGAUCUUGCCGACUGAUCCGUCAUCUCAGCGAAAGGCACUAGUCGUUGCUGUUAGAGGGAGUGCAAGUUCUGUCGACUGGCUGGUCAACCUGAAUAGCGACCUAGCUGAAUGUUCUGACUUGGUGAUAAAAGCUGCCCUAAACGAGGCUCAAACGGAAGAUCAGGAGAUAGGAGUUGUUUUCACAGAUCUGCCCUCGAAGAAGCCGACGCUGUCUUGCGUACACUUUGGUUGUCCUCUGUUGUUCAACACCGACAUUGACGCCCGCCUCACCAAACUCUAUACCGAUAGCAACUUCCUUCGAGGGAAUAUACUCGCCUUCGUCAAUGAUGGCGACCCAAUUCCACGCAUGGAUGCAGCGUACGCGACAGAGCUUACGCGUAUAUGGUACCGUGUCGGAGGAGGCAAGUGCCCGCCGGCGAGCGAAUUCCAAGACUUCAAGCCACCCAAGCUACGUUUGAAUGGCCUCGGUCAACUGGUGUUCUAUUCGAAAACGAACAGGAGGUUGGAGGCAUCAAAUCACGAGAUCCUUGCACAUUCGUAA
Molecule: messenger RNA, 843 nt
Organism: Colletotrichum lupini
Lineage: Eukaryota; Fungi; Ascomycota; Sordariomycetes; Glomerellales; Glomerellaceae
Exons: 5
Coding region: 1-843 (280 amino acids)
Source: RefSeq, a predicted model, not a curated record